This is a messenger RNA of Drosophila busckii, 8465 nucleotides long. RefSeq names its product klar (gene klar). Bases 994 to 7542 code for a protein of 2182 amino acids. Gene Ontology annotation, cellular component: membrane. The transcript is spliced from 21 exons. The record is from RefSeq and is a predicted model, not a curated record. NCBI's taxonomy places the organism in Eukaryota, Metazoa, Arthropoda, Insecta, Diptera, Drosophilidae.
UGCAACAAUUGAUAAAUGUCUGAGCUAUAUCACAUGUAAAAUUCAAAUCAAUAUUCAGAAAUCUAUGCUGAAAUACCAGUUAAAGCAACGCUGUUUAUUUUCAUAAAUCCAUCCAUACGCGUGUUUGUUUGUGUUUGUGCAAGUGUCGACAAAGUGCAUGUGCACGGAAAUAAAAAAGCAACAUAAAACGGCUAAAGAAAAAAGUAAAUACGGCUUAUUUUAAUUGUGCAUAAAUAAAAGGCAUUAUUACUUAAGAAAAACAACGCAAGUUGAGUUAAAAGCGCUCUUUUAAAAAUAAAAUUUACAUAUGCAGAAAAACCGACAGAAAUUGCAGCUCGAGUGUGCAAGUGUGUGUCUGUGUAUGUGCGGGGCGACAAAUUUGCUCUCUAUGUGUGCGAGUGAAAAGAGAGCAUAAAAACGAAGAAGCAAAACCUGCGUUUGUGUGUGUUUGGCUUUGCAUUUGAUUUUGCUUUUGAAUUGCUGCGUUUGCCACCCCGAAGUACAAAUUCCAAUUUGAAUAGAAUUGCGCAUGCGUUGCUGACUUUUUCUUUUUAACGCUAUUAAAAUGGAUUAAAAUCAUUCAGUGAAACAAACAAGUACAACUACAACAAGUAAAUAAAAGCUUUGGCUCGGCACAGAAAGUGAAUUGAAGAAAGGACAUUGGCCAAACAGCAAUCUGCAGUGAGUGUAACUGCGAAUAGAUUGGCAUCUUUCUUUUCAUAACCGAAAUUUGUUUUUAUGCUAAAACAACACGAACCCCUUAAUUUUUGCAUAUUGGCAACGGAAAGGAAAAAUUGCUGGCUAGACAGGAACUGGGAUUAAGCUACGCCCAUAAAGGUCAUGCCCACAACAUUCAAAGAGCGGAACGGAACGGAAAGCGAGCGAAACAUGGCAAACAUGCAAAUGAGCGCAUAAAGCUACGAACGAGCGAAUUUUGAAGCAAAUUAAUUAAACACAUGGAAAUCGGAACCAAAAACAUUUAAUGCCACAACUAUGGAAGCGGCCACAGCCACAGCCACAAUGAUGAGCAGACAUGAUGAUGAGAAUGAUGAAAUGGAAACUGCAGCUAAAGUUGUAAUUGAAAUCGAAGCAGACAUGAGAGACAUGACAGAGACUACUGCAGGUUUGUCAUUUAGCAACCAAGAGACUGAACAAGCGGCCAUGAUGAAGCUGAAGUGCCCCAGCACCAGCUCCGAUAACACAACCAUAACAACAACAGAGACUACAACGAAUUAUUUGUUGCGCCUGGAGGAUGUUGCAGCAUUUGCUGUGCCAUCGACACCGCCAGCACGCAUUACAGCCAAAUCGGCUGGCAACAGUCGCAGCAGCUCGCUGAGGAAGCAGCGUCGUUGUGCUGCCGGCGAGGUGCCACAAAUGGUGGCAAGCUCACAAUCGAUGACCGCCUUGCCAGCUGAUGAAUUGCAACAGGAGCGGCGUGACAUCAUUCAGGCCAAGAUGCAUCUGGAGCGGCCCUACAACAGCCUCAAGAAAAAUUCACAAAGCGGCAGCAGCAGCAGCGGCGGCGGCACCAACAACAACAACAAAAUGCAUCGAUACUCUUGGGGCAGCCACAGCAGCUCCACGAGUUUGCACAGCAGCGCCACUUUGGGCAAAGACGACCUCUGGGCGGCCAUACAAACAAACUACAACUAUAUCAUGGACACGAACCUGCUCGAUACUUGCAAAGAGGCAAGGUUUGAAAUCGAGGAAGCGCAGCCAACUACGCGCGAGUCCAAGUUUCCGGGCAGCCAACUUCAUAUUUUGGAUGAAACACAGCGUCAGGAAGGCCUGUGCGAGGAUCCAAAGGAACUGAGACGCUGGCUGCGCGAUAUGGAAAACAAAUUGGAGAGUUCACCGACUAUAUCGGAGUUGACACUAUAUUGUAAUUCGGAGUUGCAGCGUCACUUGGCAGUUCACUCGGUGUUGUACCAUGAAAUCGUAUCACACGCUCGAGUUGUAAGCGCCUGCAUUCGUGCCGCUUCCGAAAGGGAAAGGGAGCAACAACAGCAACCCGCCUCGCUCAACAGCAAUUGCUCCAGCGAAUCGACCAGCGAGUCGGCGGCCACCAAAUCGCAUAGUCUAAGCAGCGGCUUUGCCUCCGAUGCGCCCGCAUUGAGCCAGCCCAGCUCAAGCCAAGCGGCGCUCAAUCCCAGAAAAGCUGAAGCCAAUUUGGAGCGACUGCGCGAUCGCUAUCAUCUGCUCUAUCUCAAGGCCUUUGAGCUGCAGCUCUGCCUGGACAAUUUACUGCGCAAACGCAGCUCCACAGCGCACGGCUUGGAUGACGAAGACGAUACGGAAGACGAUUCAUUUGGCUGCGAGGGCGAAGGCGACGCUGCCACUGAAGACGAUCUAAACGAAGUCGUCUCCGACUUGGAAUUGGAGUGCGAGAGUCACAAUUCUACUGAGCAGCAGCAGCAGCUGUUGCUGCAACGUUUUCAACUAACAGCCACUGAGAUUGUUUCCGCCAACGUUUCGUCCGAGGAUCAGUCACGCGAUUGUAUCGCAACCCAAAAGCCUGGUGACGAGGCCGACGAGGAGCUUGAAGAAGACGAAGACGUUGUUGACUUUGUCAUUGCCAAACGCGCCUGGCGCAGCAACAACAGCAACUCAGUUGCUGCCACGCUCACCGACUUCGAGGCCGACUCUGAGAGCAGCGAUCUGGAGCAAGUGCAGCAGCUGCAGCAGCGUCGUGUUGCCAAUCAGCGACGUGUGGCACUGCCCUGCAUUGUGCAGCAGCAACAGCAACGUCAUCAUUUAACUGCUGCUGCCGCUGCGUGUCAUGUAGAGAUGUCGCAGACAAAUAGCAGCUCCACGCCCAAUUUGUCGCUGCUGCAGACGCGACACGGCAACAAGAUGUUGCCGCCAAGCAGCGGCAAGCCAAAGAGCAUUGCUGUUGCCGUCAUUACGCCCAACAACUCGCAUGGCAACAACAACAACAGCAGCAGCAAUCAGUGCUUGGGCUUGGGUCAUGCGCACGAGCUUAGCAAAUCGCCAACGGUGCUGGGGAAAUCGGCAACGCAUCGCAGUCACAAUGACACCUCCAAGUUCAAUCGCUCCAAUCGCAAGUCCAAGAACUGCGCCAUCUUCUAUUUCAAGCAUCUGGAUACGGAUAAUGAGACGAGCGGUGCGGGCAGCACUGAUGCGGCUGGGGAGGGGGAAUUUGCCGCACCAGCUAGCGAUAUACUCAAAUCGGCUGAUGCCUCCACGGAUGACGACGACGAGGGUUGGCUCUAUACAGCAACAACUACAACAGUUGAUGGUCUGCAGUCGGCUGCCAUUUCUUCAACAACCUCUGGCGCCGCAGUGUCCACAACAGCAGCAGCAGCAGGCACCGACGAUUCGGAUAAGGAGAACAAGGAGUCGACACUGCUGCUGACCGCAGCGACAGCAACCACCAUCAGCAGCAGCAACUACGACAGCAGCAGCGCCUGCUCCUCAUCCAAUUCGAACGGCGUCUGCACAGAGACCUCGGUCUCGGUUACUUCGCGGGUUACACAAAUGCAGCGCAGCAGUGUUGUCGUCGACAUGGACUCGCAAUUGCAAAUCAAUGGCAGCGCCAGUGAUGGCAGCAACAGUCACUUGAGCAACAACACAAGACACAUCAUUAGCAACAAUUGUUACAAACAACUGCAAAGCGGCGACGGCGACAACAACAACAGUGAGCAGCAUCAGCAGAAUAACCAUAAUCACAAGCAGCAACAGCAGCAACAGUCGCGCUUUGACUCUAAACAGCAAUUGCAAUUGGGCGCUGAUGCGGAGAACGCUGAUGAGGCAAAUGGAAAUGCAAAUGCAGCACAGCUGCACAACAAUUUCUACACUCGCGCGGAUAUCUGCAACAUCAGCGUCUGGCCCACUGAGAUGUGCAACAACAACAAUAACAACAACAACAACAACAAUAUUAUUAUUGGCCAACAGAAUGGCAAUCGCUUGCCACCACGCUCGCCAGCCAAGUCCAGCAAGUCGGCCAAGUCGCUGGCCAGCAGCAGCAAUGCGACAAUGUCGCCAACUAAGGGCAAGGUCCCGCAUGAUUCAAUCAAGCAGCUGGUGCUCGAAGCGGAGCAUUUAGUGCGCGACGCUCAAGAGGCAGCGUUGAAAACGCCGCUGAAGCAGAAACAUUCCAUCAUCAAGAUUUCCUCGACGGUCAAGAAGCGCGACAUUAAUAUGCCCGGUCCCAUUAAGCAGCGCGUCGAGCAAUGGCUGGAGCAUCAGCCCUCAACGCCACAGCUGCUGCGUUUGGAGGCGCCGCAUAAGCCGGAUGAUUGCGAAGCUUCGGGAGAGGCUUCCGAAACGGAUUCCAUGCCACAGCCAGGCGGCAACAUCUGCGGCGGCAACUCGGACUCUUCGGAGGGCUUCACCGACUCCAUUGCCACUUGCAUGCAAACGAGCACCAACUCGUAUGGCAACUCCACGGAGCGCAUUGGCGGCUCCGCUGAGCCCAUUGCACAGCCAGCUACGCCGCUGGGCUAUGGCAGCAGCAAUCAAAGCCUGAAUGCCAAGAUUGUCAAACGCACGCAGACGCGUCGCAAAUCGGAGCGUCCCUGGUCUGUCUCCUGUCUAUCGCAGCUGACCACAGACGCCGCUCAGCUGACCACCACCAUUGUGGAGAGCUCACCGCCCGGCUUGGCCAGUCAUUCGAUUAGUGAAAGCGCCUUGGACUCGCUCUCGCCCGGACCACGAGCACGCGCCUCCUCUUCCGGCACUGGCAGCAACACGGCACGCAAAUCCGACAGCAAGGGCUCGCUGCGUCGUCGUCGCGCACGCAAGAAGCGCGUCUCGGCUGCCUCGGCGGGCAAGAAGUCCGACUCGGGCUCCGAGUCACAUGGCGAUCUAACACAGACGCUAAUGAAAUCAUGCGAAUCGAUGUCCUCGCAGCAGCUGCAGGAGUUCACCAAUGCUCUGCUUAGCAUUCAAAAGGGCGCAGCGCCGCUCAGUCCCAAAGCAGAGGGACUCAUCGCAGAGGGUGAAGCAGAAUCCCAGCUCAUGGUGCCCAAGUUCCGUGUGGGCUCAUUCACCACGGCGGCUCUGAUGGCCAGCGAGAUACGCUUGGGUGCGCUGGCAGCGCUCUCCAAUUAUGCGCACGAGGAUGAGCAGCAAGCAGCACGCACGCCCGUACCGAGGCCAAAAGAACUGAGCACUGAGGAGCAUCACAGCAGCAUUUCGGAAACCGCUUGGGACAACUAUCAAGAGAAAUACAACUCGGAGAACUAUUCCGAGGGCUUUGAUUCAGACGCAGCGCGUCGUCUGUUGGAAUUCGGCGACGACUAUCGCAAUUUCAUUGAUUCGCAGUCCGACUGCUGCAGCUCGCUGUCGGCAGCGAAUAAUCUGGACUCGUUCUCGCCACCGCGCAUGGACUCACUGCAGCAGCACGAGCUAAAGGCGCUGCACAUAACACAGGAGACCAUCACCAGCAGUGUGGAUCACACCAGACGUCAAAGGGCGCUGGAGUUGCAAUACGAGCGACGCCGCAAGACGCUUGAGGUGCGACGCAAGUCGUUUCAAGAUAUGGAGCAGCAGCAAACUGCAGCGAAUGCAACACUGUCCGCUUCAGCUACAGCGCUGAUGACGCCGAAGCAACAAGGCGUGCAAUCAACUGGACGCACUGAAUCCGUUGGACGCAAGUUGGAGUUUGGCGCCAGCAUGAGCCACUCGGCGCAGUCGCUGCUGCGUCGCACUUCGGAGAGCGACACUUCGACGCGUCGUCGUCGCACUGUCACCGCCGAUGAGCGCAGACGCAGCUCGCGUAAUUUGGAAAAGUGCAUCAAGCUUAUACCAGCUACUUCGUCGUCCAGUGGCGAGGAGUCUGAGGAUGGCGAGCAGGAAAUGCGUUCGCUGCUGCAGCAAAGUCGCGAUCGCUUGGAGGAUACGCGUGCGCUCAAGAUUCGUUGUCAUCUGCUUAGACCAGAGGAUUAUCACGAGAUUAUCAACACUUGCCGUGACAACAUUCGCUGCCUGGAGGCCGUGCUACGUGGACCGCCGGGCACGGUGCUGUCGAGCCACUGCGCCGGGCAGACAAAAGAUCUGUUGGCAGCCUGGGAGGAUUUGCUUAACUGGAGCGAGAAUGCAGCUGCCGCACGCAAUCUGCAGCAGGAGAUGAGCGCACUGAAGCAUUCACUGCGUCGCCUGGGCGAUAAAUGCACACCCGAGCUGCUGGACACCGAGCCGGCCAUACAAAUCGCAGUCGAGGCGCUCAAGCAAGAGCAAGCGCAGCUUAGCAGCUAUCGCACCAACAUGCUACGUCUUAAUGCUUCGGUGCAUAGCUGGUUGACACGCCAGGAGCGUCGUCUGCAGCAGGAGCAGCAGCUGCAACAAGAGUCCGAACAACUUUUACACAAGGAAUUGAGCAAGGAGCAGCAAGAAGUGGGCGCAGCAGCGGGCGUGGCCAUUACAGUUACCGAUAGCAAUGGCAAUCAGCUGAUGGAAGCGCUGCCAGCUGUAGCCGAAGCUGGCACCAGCACCAGCAGCUGCGAUGUGCACAAUUUGCUCAGCGCCGAGCAGGAGUUCCAUCGUCAUCUCAAGGAUGAGGUCAGCGACAUGUACAGCGCCUGGGAUGAGGCGGAUGGCAGAAUCAACUCGCAGCUGGAGAUGCUGACCAACUCAUUGAUUGCCUGGCGUCAGCUGGAGUGUGGGCUAAGUGAGUUCCAGCUCGCGUUGGGACAAGAUCGCGGCACACUUAAAGGUCUGGAGGGUGCUUUGGAUAAGGGACAAGCCACCCCAGUGGAGCUGGCGCAGAAUGUGAAGCUGGUGGCCAAGCUGCUGUCCGAGAAGGUCAAUGUCAGCCAGGAGCAGCUGCUGGCCGUGCAGCAGCAUUUGGAUCCCAAUCACAUUUAUCACAUUGCCAAGUUCACAGCCUCGAAUGGCUCGCUCUCGGAUUCAGGCAUCUCUGAUGGUGGCGCCACCUCAGAUGGUGGCCUGUCCGAGCGUGAGCGUCGCCUGGGCGUGCUCAGACGUCUGGCCAAGCAGCUGGAGCUGGCCUUGGCGCCAGGCAGCGCAGCCAUGCGUUCCAUAGCUGAGCGCAUGGAAAGCGCCGAGGCGGAGCUCAAGCAAUUGCAAAAUACUUGCCGUGAGCUGAUUGUGCGCACAGCUGCGUCGCAUCAACAGAAGCAGCAGCAGCAGGCGGAGCAGCAGCUGGCCAAUGGGCAUGCCAAGCAGCCAAAGGCAGCAGCAAAGUCUACGCCGCCGCCAUCGCCAAGCAAGCGUCGCAAUGGGCGCAAGCAGAAGCAGCUGAAGAAGGAGCAGGAGCAGCAAGUGGUGGAGCAGCUGCAGCGCAUUGUGGCUACCGGUGCUGGCGAUGAUCCGCCCGAGGAUCCCACUGGCGAUGCUGCGCUGCUGGACAGCUCCGAUGAUGAUGAGGCUGAGACAAAGGCCAAGCCACGCGGUUGGGCAUGGCGCAUUGCGCGCGCCGCAGUUCCAAUGCAAUUGGCGCUGUUCACUUUCUUCUGCGCCGCCUGCAUGAUGCAGCCAAACUGCUGCGACAAUCUGAACAAUCUGUCCAUGAGUUUUACGCCUCAGCUGCGCUAUAUACGCGGCCCGCCUCCGAUUUGAGCGGCACGCGCUGCGUUUUUAUCUAACUAAUUUACGAAUAUGAGUAAGGAGUAACUUAAGCAAGAGCUCUCGGCAGCCGAGAGUUGCAAUCAAAACGGGCAACGCCACACAGAGAGAGAGGCGACCUGUUCCUCCCCCGCCAGGACGCGCGGCUAGGACGCAGCAUCAAAGGAAGCGCAUCAAAUGUCCUUUUGCACUUGGGAGCAAUCAACGCAGUUUAUACUUUAAGGAUAUGCAUACAUAUAUUUUGAUUUGAGUUUUUUGAGUUUAUUUGAAAUAUUUUCUUAGAGAUCUAGUUGCGGUUUUUAACUGAGAGAACGCGUUUAAAAGUUAAGCCACAGUUUAAACAGAGAUCAAUUUCAAUACUUAAACUGCCCCAGCAAGUACUUAGAAUGAGCAAAUGUCGCAUGACCCAUUUAUGGAACAAACAAAUUAAUUAUUUUAAUGCAUUAAUUUCUGUGUAAACUUUUAAGUUUGAAAACACGUCAAGGCAAUGGAAAUCAAAGAGAGAGAGAGAGAGAGAGAGAGAGAGCAAAGCAUAUCGAGCAAGGCCACAUAGCAAACAGAAGCUAAGCCCACAAACUAUGAAGCGUCCUCCCAAUCCCAAAUCGGGACAAGAGGAUAGCAACAGCAACAUACUUAAUCCAGUUGAGAAUUUAGAGAGUUUCUAUUUUUAUAUGCAAAACAAUUUAUAUAGAGAGUGAUGUGAGCAAUGGAAUUUAUUUUUGUCCAACCCGAAGCUCGAUUUAAUCAGUUUUAUGUCUAUUAUAUUAAUAGGAUAAAUUCGUAUACAACAACAGAGUUCUUAUUCUUACACUUAAUUUGGCAACACAGCAAUUAAAUUAUAAACUCUACUUUUAAGUUUUCGUAUUUCAUGUGCGUUUUUCACAAGAAAACUAUAAAAAAAAACUUCUAUAUGAAAA